AUGAUCAAGGAAUCGAAAAGUGAACAAGUAAAGACAAUAUCAAAAGUAUACGCAGACGUGUUAUCGAAGAAACCGAGUUCGUUUUACGAAUACGACAAUUUCAAUCCUCAAUACGAAGAUGUUAACAAUUACAGUUUAAUAAGGAAGAUUGGUCACGGCAAAUACAGCGUGGUAUUCGAAGGUCUACAUCAAGUUAAAAACGAAAACGUCGUUAUAAAGAUGUUGAAACCAGUAAGAAAACGAAAAAUAAAGCGGGAAAUCAAGAUCCUAGAAUGUCUAAGAGGCGGUACCAACAUUAUUAAGCUUUUAUCGGUAGUGAGUGUACCUGACACGGACGUAACCGCGUUAAUAUUCGAACAACUCGUCCAGAACGAAGAUUUUAAAAACGUCUAUUUAAAAUUAACCGAAUCCGAUACGAGAUAUUAUCUAUACGAAAUAUUGAAAGCUUUAGAUUUUUGUCACAGUAAAGGGAUCAUGCAUAGAGACGUCAAACCGCAUAAUAUAGUAAUCGAUCAAUCGAAUAAUAAAAUCAGAAUAAUCGAUUGGGGUUUGGCGGAAUUUUACCAUCCAGGACAGGAGUAUAACGUUAGAGUUGCUUCGAGAUAUUUCAAAGGACCUGAACUGCUAGUAGAUUAUGGAUAUUACGAUUAUUCUUUGGACAUGUGGUCGUUGGGGUGUAUGUUCGCUUCGAUGAUUUUCAGAAAAGAACCAUUUUUUCACGGGUUGGAUAAUUACGAUCAAUUAGUGAGGAUCGUCAAAGUUUUAGGUACAAACGAACUGCACGAUUAUCUCAACAAGUACAAUAUAACGAUUGAAAAAAAAUUGUAUUGUCUGUUAGGAUUGCACUCGAGAAAAUCCUGGCAGAGGUUCGUGAAUACGGAAAACGAAUAUUUGAUAAACGAUCAAUCGUUGAAUCUUUUAGAAUGUCUGUUAAAAAUCGAUCACGCCGAAAGGAUAACAGCUCGCGAGGCUUUGAAUCAUAAAUAUUUCGCGCCAAUAAGACGGAAAAUUCAAACCAGACCAAUCGCGGUGCCGAUUCUCGGAGAACAUUCCAUGGUGGAAGAGAAUCAGUGA
Molecule: messenger RNA, 1074 nt
Organism: Diorhabda sublineata
Lineage: Eukaryota; Metazoa; Arthropoda; Insecta; Coleoptera; Chrysomelidae
Product: casein kinase II subunit alpha-like
Exons: 3
Coding region: 1-1074 (357 amino acids)
Biological process (GO): protein phosphorylation
Cellular component (GO): nucleus; cytosol; protein kinase CK2 complex
Molecular function (GO): ATP binding; protein serine/threonine kinase activity
Source: RefSeq, a predicted model, not a curated record